This is a messenger RNA of Alternaria novae-zelandiae, 909 nucleotides long. It is a transcript of the gene SIT1, whose product is annotated as ferrioxamine B transporter. Gene Ontology annotation, cellular component: vacuolar membrane; endosome. The transcript has 3 exons. Lineage: Eukaryota; Fungi; Ascomycota; Dothideomycetes; Pleosporales; Pleosporaceae. The coding region runs from base 1 to 909 and encodes 302 amino acids. The record is from RefSeq and is a predicted model, not a curated record. Gene Ontology annotation, molecular function: siderophore-iron transmembrane transporter activity. Gene Ontology annotation, biological process: transmembrane transport; intracellular iron ion homeostasis.
AUGGGGGGUGGCGCGCAAUCGCAAUGGGGGACUGCCAAAGUCAUUGCUCCUCUUAUCAUCGGCUUCAUGUGCCUCCCCGCCUUUGUCCUCUGGGAACGCAGAGCACCUCAUCCAAUGCUCCCGUUCCAUCUACUGAAGGAUCGUGCGGUUUGGGGUGCUUUAGGUAUUGCUUGCACAUUGAACUUUGCAUGGACCAUGCAAGGCGACUUCCUGUACACUGUACUAGUCGUCGCAUUUGAUGAAUCAGUAAAGAGCGCAACUCGCAUCAGCUCUUUGUACAGUUUCUCCUCGGUAAUCACCGGAUUGAUCCUUGGUGGUGUUGUAUUCAAGGUCCGCCGCUUGAAACCUUUCAUCGUCGCCGGAACUUGUCUUUUCGUGGUAGCUUUUGGUCUUCUGAUUUACUACCGUGGCGGCUCUGGCGAUUCGUUGCAUUCCGGCAUCAUCGGAGCGCAGAUAUGCUUGGGCAUUGCAGGAGGCAUGUUUCCAUAUCCUGCACAAGCCAGUAUCCAAGCUGCUACAAAACACGAGCACGUCGCAAUCGUAACGGGCAUUUAUCUCGCUACCUACAACAUUGGCAGCGCGCUUGGUAAUACAGUCUCAGGUGCUAUGUGGCAGCAGAUCAUCCCAAAUGAGUUGGCCCGUCGCAUUGGCGAUCCCUCGCUCGCAGCCGUCGCGUAUGGUGAUCCGUUUGCAUUUGCAACUCUAUACCCAGUGCAAACCCCAGAGCGUAUCGCUGUGAUACAGGCAUACAGACACGUGCAAAAAUUACUCUGCAUCACGGGUAUAUGUCUUGCAGUACUUCUUGUCGCUUUCUCGCUGGUCAUCCGGAACCCGGAGUUGGGCAAGGACCAGAGCCUGAAGCAUGCCGAGGAGGAUGCAGAAGUCAAUUGCUCGGAUAGUAGGUCCUAG